This is a messenger RNA of Sphenostylis stenocarpa, 891 nucleotides long. The record is from the annotation of a GenBank genome assembly. Lineage: Eukaryota; Viridiplantae; Streptophyta; Magnoliopsida; Fabales; Fabaceae.
AUGUUCCUUCUUAGAAGGCAAGGCCAGAAUCAGCAGGAGAAUGAUUCCUCAAAACAAGAUACAAAGGUGAAUGAUCUCAGGGCUGCCCUUGGGCCCCUCCCUGGUCGUCGAUUACAGUAUUGCACGGAUGCGUGUCUAAGGAGAUAUUUAGAAGCAAGGAAUUGGAAUGUUGAUAAAGCCAAGAAAAUGGUGGAGGAAUCACUCAAGUGGCGGGAAACUUAUAAGCCAGAAGAAAUUCGUUGGGCUGAAGUAGCACAUGAGGGUGAGACAGGCAAAGUCUCUAGAGCUAACUUUCAUGAUCGACAUGGGAGGACCGUGCUUAUUAUGAGGCCAGGGAUGCAGAACACAACAUCUGCCGAAGAUAAUAUCAGGCAUUUAGUCUAUCUGAUGGAAAAUGCUAUCCUAAAUCUUCCUGAAGGUCAAGAACAAAUGUCAUGGUUGAUAGACUACACAGGAUUAUCACUUAAUACAAAUGUUUCUGUUAAAACAGCUCGUGAUAUUAUUUACAUUUUACAAAACCACUAUCCGGAAAGGCUUGCUAUUGCUUUUCUGUACAAUCCACCAAGAAUUUUCCAGGCUUUCUGGAAGGCCGUCAAGUUCUUCCUGGAUCCCAAGACAGUCCAGAAGGUUAAGUUUGUUUAUCCGAAUAAUAAGGACAGUGUGGAGCUGAUGAGAUCAUUCUUCGACCUAGAUAACCUUCCAAGUGAAUUUGGGGGCAAAACAAGUUUAAAGUAUGACCAUGAAGAGUUCUCACGGUUGAUGACCGAGGAUGACGCGAAAACUGCCAAGUUCUGGGGACUUGAUGAGAAGCCCUUCAACCCUCCUAAGAAAGGGCAUGCUGGAGCAGAGGUGGCACCAGAACCCGUGUCUGCUCAGACAGUAGUUAGUUAG